CCCCGCAGGCACCCGCAAUCUCGACCACGCACGUACUUUCCUGCGGCCUCUCGGACACCCCCCGUGACAUCAUGAUGACGACGUUUCCCCGACUUCUCCUCGCCGCGACCUUCCUGGCGUCGGCGGACGCCUUUGGGUAUAUCAUCCCGCCGGAGACGACCACUACGGCGGCGCCCCCCGUGGAGACGACCACUACGGCGGCGCCCGCCGGAGCGCAGGCGAAGGUGACGACGUCGCUCUUCAUGACGGGGCUCUCGGCCUCGGACGUGAACGAGGACGCGGACGUGCGGGCGGCGCUCAAGGCGACGAUCAUCUCGUUGGGCGGCUACGACGAUGUGUCGAACAUCGUGGCCGAGAGCACGUCGACCCGGCGGCGGCUCCAGGACGAGGACGGCGCCAAAGUCUCGUUCAACGCCACCAUCUUCGCGGACGACGUCUCGGCCGCGGAGGACGCGGCGGCCGAGGCGACGAACGCGCUCCAAGAGGCCGUGGAGAGCGGCGAGUUCCUCCCAGAGCUUAAGGCGCAGGCCGCCGAGCGGUCUCCCGAGGCAGCGGACGCGCUCGAAGGCGCCGGCGUGGACAAGGAGAAGACGCUCGACGCGCUCGCCGAAGCGACCGUUACGGUGGAGGUCGUGACGGCCAAGCCCACGCCCGAGCCCUCGGCCGAGCCCACGCCCAACCCCUCGGCCGAGCCCACGGCCAAGCCCACGGACCUGCCCACGGGCCUGCCCACGGCCAAUUCCACGGCCAAUUCCACGGACCUGCCCACGGCCAAGCCCACGGACCUGCCCACGGGCCUGCCCACGGCCAAUUCCACGGGGAACAGUACCAACAGUACCUCGGCUCCCACGACCAGCCCGACGGCCGCC
Aureococcus anophagefferens is the source of this 869-nucleotide messenger RNA. RefSeq lists its product as hypothetical. The record is from RefSeq and is a predicted model, not a curated record. NCBI's taxonomy places the organism in Eukaryota, Pelagophyceae, Pelagomonadales, Pelagomonadaceae. The transcript has a single exon. The annotation marks the transcript as partial.